AUGUUGCGAAAAGAGAAACAAAAAUCAACGAUACAAAGCAAAAGUCAAGCGGAACAACAAACAGAGACGAGCAACCAAAACAGAAGCAAAAAGAAAAGCGUCAGGUCAGUUGGAAAGCCUCGGAACGAGGAGGAAGAAGAAGAGCGGAUAGCUACAGUAAAAAAGCAAAAAAUGCCCAGGAAAAUAAAAGCAAAAAGGAAGCACUUGAAGAAAGAGAGAAGGGGAGGGAAAGGGAAAGUUGAAAACGAAGUUGCGGAAGUGGAAAGUAUGGGGAUCUAA
Molecule: messenger RNA, 279 nt
Organism: Schizosaccharomyces cryophilus OY26
Lineage: Eukaryota; Fungi; Ascomycota; Schizosaccharomycetes; Schizosaccharomycetales; Schizosaccharomycetaceae
Exons: 1
Coding region: 1-279 (92 amino acids)
Source: RefSeq, a predicted model, not a curated record